Pomacea canaliculata is the source of this 4087-nucleotide messenger RNA. RefSeq lists its product as uncharacterized. Lineage: Eukaryota; Metazoa; Mollusca; Gastropoda; Architaenioglossa; Ampullariidae. The record is from RefSeq and is a predicted model, not a curated record. Gene Ontology annotation, cellular component: membrane.
CCCACCACCGACAGACAACCUCCAGGGAUCCUACUCCCAGCAAUACUGUGUUUAGGGAAUUCAAACUGCCACUGUCAACAUUUUUGAAAACAACUAUAAACUUUAACUAAAGAUCCCAGGCAGUCUGUGUCUUUGAGUACACCAAGGUGCUGUGAGACUGUUUUUGUGUAAAUAACUACUCAACUAACCGAGACCUCGCACUGUUUCAGUCCAGGACGUGCGGUGGAAGUGGACUGCGUAGUACUACUUAUAGUCUGGUUGUAGUCACUAAAAUGGCCCCUUCCUCAAUGUGUGCUUUGCGUGGCUUCAUCUGUUCAGUGGUAGCGUUACUGCUGAAUAUCGUUUCGAUAGCGAGCCCGCACUGGGUCAAUAGCGAUGGACAACAACAUAAGAUAGACAUAGGUCUGUUCAUACACUGCGACGUCAGAACAACCAGCUGUGGGGGUAUGCACGAAAUUAGCUCCAUUGUAGAUGUGCAGGAAGUUGGCUGGUUCCGUGCAACCCAGGCAACUUAUCUUGUGGCGGUUGUGGGCACACUACUGACUGCUGUUCUGGAUAUGCUGGUCCUCAUUCGCUUCUUUGACAAAGGCAGUUUUAAGGUUAUCUCUGUGAUCAACUUUAUUACUUUGAUGUCAGCGUUUGCCGCUCUUUUGAUGUUUGGUCUGCACUACAAGGAUGUCUUCACCAUCACUGACACAUACAACAGUGAGGCCUACAUUGGCUACUCUUUCUACACCGCUGUGUUUGGCUGUGCUGUCUUGCUUGUUGCUUUUAUUUUUCAUGGCAUUGAAGCUAGCAAUGCUGCUGGAGUUUUGAAAAACAUGCAACAUCGUCUAACUAUCUGGAGCACCUACACACUGUUUGUGGAUCAGGAGCAGUAAGUGGCAUGUGCUGAGACUGUCUAACUUGAAGAUGGAGAUGGCAGCACUUUUUUUUUUUUUUCAGAUUAUUGUUUUUUAAUUGGUACACAAGGCCAUCUCACAGAAUCUGUAAAACUUUUUACAUUUUAAAAGCAGAAAAUGUUAAGAAUAUUAUGUCACAUUGCUUUGUAUUUAGCAAGUUUGUAAAUCUUUUCCUCUUGUUUUUUCUGACAUUGCUGAGAUAGGUUUUAUUAUAUGUGCAUGCUUUGAGAUUGAUUUGUUGCUAAAUUUAACAAAUUUCAUUAAAAAUGUCUGUAGUUAAAUAUUUCAGCAGCCAACAGACUGGUGAGAAAAGUUACAUCAAUUAUAAUUUUGGAUUUCUCUGUUUUUAAGGGCCUUACCAGAUUUUUAAGGGAGUAAUCUCAGUAGCAUAUUUGCAAAGCAUAGAAAAGGUAUAUGUCACUGAACUGGGCCAGUUUAUUUCACAUGGCAUUUUGAAUUUCUUGUAUACCUUUUACAUACUUUAUGAUGCUUGCCAUGAUUUUGUUUUAAUGCUGUCAAAUCUUGCAUGCAUUUUAUCUCCACAUCUAUAGUUGAUGGUGAAUGUUGAAAUUAGAAGAAAGAAUGGUGGUGGUUAAUAUGAUGAAAUAGGUUGUGACUACAUUUUAUCAAAGACAAUUAACAUAUUCUAGAAGUUUGUAAUGUUACUGUUUGAUUUCCAGUUUUUCACCAUUGAGAACCACACUUACAAGUUAUUGUAUAUGUGUUUGUGGUGUUAAAUGAAAUAUUAGCUGAAUAAAUGCAUUACUAUGCAAUUGUUCAUGCCUAAUUUGACUAGAAUUAAAAUAACAGUGUAAAUGUUUCACUUAUUGUAUAUAAAUGAAUUCAGAGAUUAAUAUUUUAUCAUAAGGAUUGAUGAAAUUGACUUGCUAUCUAUAUGUCUUUUAUUUUCUCUGACUCAGUCUCAUAGUCAAGGAACUGUAAUCUUUUUACAUAAAGAGCCAUUUAUUUGAUAAUCAUACUAACAUCUAAAUAGGCCUCGUGCUAAACAUCCUGUCAUACCAUGGCAUCAAACUGUUACAAAAUCUUUUGUGCACUUUGGAAGUUUCUUGAAUGAAAGUAAAAAAGUCUUUAGGUAGCUGAGCAUCCACAUCUGUCUUAUUAAAUAGAAAUAAUAGGAAAAACCUGAUAUUGCUUCAUUAUCUGUAUCUAGUCCUAUUAUAAGAAUCCGACUGUUCUCAUCUUCUAUACCCUGAGAGAGUCUUUCUUGCUUCUGUGUGUUGUAAUAUGAUACAGUAUUAUCAUAUAAUGCACAGUUUACAUCAAGUUUUUUAUGUGAAAACAUGCUUUGAGUUGACAUAUAAGCAGAAAUCAUAUCAGGCAAAUUAUGUAUAAUGUUCAUUGUGACUCUUGAAUUUUAAUUUAAAAGUUUGAUAUGAUGUGUUAUAGAUGUCCAGUGUUUUUCUGGUGAAGUUAAAAUGGAAAAGCAUGCAAAAGUAGUUUCUGUUGAGUAUACUUAGAGAUAUAUAUCAACUUCUGAGCUUCCUCCAUUUGCCUUCCCUUUUUGUACCCCACACCUUCCAUCUUUUGACUUGUGGGUUGGUAUAUUUUUUUGAUGAUGUUUCACUCAGUUUGAAAUAUGAUUUCAAGGUAAAUAACUACAGAUUUGGAGCAGAGGAAACUUAAGUUGAACUAUGAGAUUUUUUUUUUAAAGAAAAAGUUGAUGUCAAUUAUAUCAAGUUGGAAAUACUUGAACACAUUGAAGAUGUAACACUUAGAUGUGACCUCUAAAGUGGUAGAAAAUCUUGAUAUUCAGCAUAUGAUGCAUGCUAUUUAUAACAGGCAGCAACUGUUUUUAAAAGUGACCAUUUUGUGUUUAAAUGAAAGCCAGAACUCAUAAAGAGCAAAAAUAAACUACAUGUUAUAGAAAGUUCAUAUGUAAGUAAAGAAUUGGCACUUCACUCUGUUUUUAAAAAAAAAAGUAAAGAGAAGUUAAUGCUUGAAGUGAGAUAUUGCUUUUUGGGAAAGUUUUUAACUGUGAGAAUUGUCAGGAAAUUGUCAUUAGGAUUUUUUAUUAUAAAUACCUAAUCAAGAAAAUAUUAUCAUUAGAAAUUUUGUCUUGUUAUGUAUAAAGGAUUACAUAAUUAUCAAGUCUUCCACUAGUGAUUGCAAGAUUGAUGAAAGGUGCUUUGUCAGAAAAGGACCCUAAGAACAAGAUGCUUGUCUUGUUGCAUAGCAACAGUGAUGUGUAAAAAUGAUGUUGAUAUGUAAACAGAUACACAAGGUUUCUCGUGCUCCACACACCUUGAUGUGCUUGUCUUUUUAAUUUUACUGAAUGCACAAGAGUGGACACAUUGAUUUUGUUUGUCAUACUUUAAUGUUAUUGCUGUCAUGGUUGAACUUGUUAUUACAAUUUUUUAUCCAAUUCAUAGAAAUAGUAAGUAUGUAUAAAUCAAACAGUCCAGUUUUUAAAAUAGCUCUUGUGUCAUGUGAAAAUGACAAUGGCUUCUGUGGUGCAUCUGCUUAAAAAUAAUUUUGAGCAUUUGAAAAAACAUUUUGUAGUCCGAUAGGUCCUGAAUAAGCACAAAUUGUAUCUAACAACCUGAUAGCAUAUACAAGUGAAACAGCCUCUGCUUGCUUUUAGUUCAUUUGUCAAGUGCCAAAAGUUUUUUUUUUUUUUGCUAAAAUAAAAUUAUAUUCAUGUCCUCUAAAUUGAAAACAGCAUUCAUUUUACCAAAGAAAAUCACGUCGUUUUUUUUUUUCUUCUCUGACUCUAAUUUGUUGUCAUUCCUUCUGAAUAUGUGGUGUGCUUGAAACUUUCAUUGAAAAUAAGGGGGAAAUGAAGUGGACAGAAGCAUCUUGUGAAACACAUCCAAAACCUGCCAUCAUCAGUUACAGUAAACUAACAUGUCAAACAGAAGAGCAUUUCAAUGUUCGGGAACUCUAAAUUGAGCUUGUGACGUCUUUAAACCUGAAUAUCAUGUUAAUUAUUAAGUUAUCAUCUUUAUUGUAGAUCUGUUAUAAAAUUUAAAUAGUUUAAUUGUACACAUAAAGAUGAUGUUGCAUUGCAAAUGAAAUUAAGAAUAAUCCUUUUUUUUUUUUUUUAGUUUGGAGACAAAUGUGUAAAUUUUGUCAGCUUUUUGCACAAAUCUUAACUACUGUAAAUGAGUUUCUCAUUAUUUUGAAUGUUACUAGCAUUUUAUUGAUAAUAAAAAUUAUUGUAUAUA